CCACGUCGAUCUAACUAAUCGAGUUUGAAGAUGGCUGUCGUAUAGUCUAUUGACUGUAUUUCGUACGGUGCUCGUACGAAAAUUAAGUUUUAAGAAUAAAUUUCUAUUACCACCUCUAAAAUUGGGAACGAUUAUCACGAAUAAUUAUUUUUUAAUGAGUAAAUGAAUUAUUACUAUAAUAUUUUAAGUAUUAGUAUCUAAGUCAUCCAGACAAGUUAGAAUUAAGGCAUGUAGGCGACGAUAGCACCGAUCACAAUAACAACAUCACGAUGACGAGUGAGGAUUUAUUGCAGCCAGGCCAUGUAGUGAAAGAGCGAUGGAAAGUUAUGAGAAAGAUUGGUGGAGGUGGUUUUGGAGAAAUUUACGAAGGUCUCGAUUUACUUACGAAGGAACAAGUAGCUCUCAAAGUUGAGUCCGCCAGACAACCAAAACAAGUACUGAAAAUGGAAGUGGCUGUUCUAAAAAAAUUACAGGGUAAAGAACAUGUGUGUCGCUUUAUAGGCUGUGGUAGAAAUGAUAGAUUCAAUUAUGUCGUGAUGCAAUUACAAGGUAAAAAUUUAGCGGAAUUACGACGUGCACAGCCUCGAGGUGCCUUUUCUUUGUCAACUACUUUACGACUCGGUCUUCAAAUUUUAAAAGCAAUAGAGAAUAUACAUGACGUGGGCUUCCUCCACAGAGAUAUUAAACCUUCGAAUUUUUCCAUCGGUCGUCACCCAUCCAAUAGUCGAAUGGUUUAUAUGUUAGACUUCGGACUAGCUCGACAAUUCACAACUAGCACUGGGGAAGUUCGUCCUGCACGUGCCGCGGCAGGAUUCCGUGGAACAGUGCGAUAUGCUUCUGUUAAUGCUCAUAAAAAUAAAGAAAUGGGUAGGCAUGAUGAUUUGUGGUCACUAUUUUAUAUGCUUGUAGAAUUUGUCAAUGGACAAUUGCCAUGGCGGAAAAUAAAAGACAAAGAACAGGUUGGUACUUUAAAAGAAAAGUACGAUCACCGCUUAUUAUUAAAGCAUCUUCCAUCCGAUUUACGUCUUUUUUUAGAACAUAUUCAGAGUUUACAAUAUGCAGACAAACCAGAUUAUGCAAUGCUUGCUGGUUUAUUUGAAAGAUGUAUAAAACGGCGAGGUGUAAAACUUCAUGAUCCCUAUGAUUGGGAAAGACCUUUAAUAGCCAAUGAAGGACUACCUACAACUAGAUCCUUACCAACAGUUACUUUACCUCCUGCUUUAACUACAGCAACAACUAUUAAUCAUCCUCCAACAACUCCAAAUGUAGAUACAAAUAAUCAAGAAAAUGUAGAACCGGAUAAUAGAAAAGAGGCAAAAAUGGAUAUUGAAAGCAUAUGUAGACUACUACUAGGCAAUGAUGGAUCUCCAACUCCAUUUUCACCUGCAAUUAGUCAUCAGGGCCGGGACAAAAACUGCAAUGCAACGAUACAAAUUACAGAUAAUAUUCAUCCACCAGUUGGACAAGAUGUAACGUCAGUACUGCCUGUUCAAAUAUCACCAAAAAAACGUCGUGCUGUAUCUAUGGCAGUUGAAACACAAUCUCCUGUUCCACCAAUUGAUAAACCCGUUGACAAAGAAGGUGAUGCAUUAAUGGCAUCAGCACGCUCAGCUUCUGAAGUGCCACGUUCUAAACCAGUUGCUAAUACAAUAGCUCCUCUACGAAAAUCUGCUAGUGGAGCUACUUUUGCAAGACUACGUGUCGUAGCUUUGCCCGAAACGAAUCCUGGUGAUCCCCCUAGUCCUAGAAUUCAAACUGAUGUUGAUGCUUCCUAUUGUUCUUAUGAUGUUACAAAUACAAAACAAGCUGGUAAUCAAAGUCCCGUAACAGAACAACGUGAACCAAUGCGACGAGAGCCACGAAGACGUGCAAGGACAGGUCGUUCAGCAAUACGAGAUUGUUCAAUAACACAAUUUGCACAGAUUGAUGAUGAUAAUGUGUCGGCUUUGCAACAAGUCACACGUGGUGGAGGUGGACUUACAUUAGCAUCCCAGUGGAAGUCACAGUUUGAUGAUUCUGAAGAAACUGAUAAUGAAUGGAAAGGAGAUAAUUUACAGAGUCCAGAGCACAAGGGUACUGUAUCAACUAUAUUACCUCAGUCCACAGUUGACACUGAAGUUAUUGCCAUGGCGAAUUUAACAGUUGGAAAUCAAGACGUUAAAAAUUCCGUUGCUCAAGCAGUAUCAGUGACGUCAAGUGCAUCACCACCGAAUGCUGCAUUAGCAAUACAAACCGUACUUUCAAGAAUAAGUGAAGACUCGCCACGAACAGGUGUACGUCAUCGGUGCUUAAAUAUUACAGGUAUAGAAAACUAUCCAGACCUUCAAGGCGCUUUACCACGAGCCUGGAGCGUACCGGCGCUGGCGUCACACGUUCGUGCUCAUCUAGAAGCACCUUUGGUUCAACAAGCAGCAUUCGAUGAUUUACUUUACGAAGUUGAUGUUAUGUGGAAUAUUGCAAAACGAUAUGAUGAACCGAAAAAACGUACUGAACAUAAACGUGCUAGUGCUCCAAGUAUUGCAUUUACAUCAACUUUAGCCACGGAAGAGCCUCCAGUAUGUGAUGAAGAAGAAGGAGCUGUUGCUGGAAGAUUAGAAAUAAGAGUUGUUGAUUCUACUGGUGGAACUACGGUUGUUCAAACUAGUGCUGAUAAAGAAUUAAUUACAAAAAAAUUGACAAAUGGUACAACAGGUAGUCCAGCUAGUCCAAAUCCUGGUCCGGAAGAACCUUCAAUAUAUUACGAUGCAACGGAAAGUCGUUUAAAUAUGAGUAAUAAAUCAACAGUUGCAUUAAAUACUACCCCAACUUCAAAUACUACAUCAUUACGUGAAAUAAAGCACAAUAAAGAACGUGAAAUUCAAAAAGUUCAUAGCAAAAUUCCUGUAUUCGUCAAUAGUCCAAGAUGUUCUUUAUCUGAGCCUAUAGCUGAUGCCAAUAUUAAUAUUAAAACUAGUACAGGAAAUGAUCAAGAAAAAUCUUUAACGACAUCAUCUCAAUUAAAUGACAAAAAUUCUGUCACCAAAGGUAAACCACUAUCAGUUCACAUGACAGAAACACCAACCUUAAGGCGAUGUGCAACAUUACCUGAUGCUCGACCGAAUGUGCCACCUUUAACAUCAACUAGUUCAACAGAAGAGGAAAAUUUAACUGGAUGUACUCCAGCUUUACGUAGACGCAGGCAAAGUGAGAAAUAUGUAACACAUGCUAGUCAAAUAAAUGCAAGACCACCAAGAUGGAAGCCAAGAUCGGAAAUGUUAUCUUGGUUUCAUACUAGAGGCGUACCCUCAUGUUUGUUAGAUUCAGGUAAAAGAACUGAAGAAAGCAGUGAUAAUGAUUCAGAUAGCAGUGGUCUACCAAGCACGCAGCCUCCACCACCACCUUCAUCAUUACCGCCUCAUGUGGCUGAAAAUAAUGCUAGAUGCCGAAGAUUCAAACCGGUUCCGGAUACCACGGUAGUUAAUAAAGAAUCGUGAGAAUCAGUUAGGAUUCAUAAUAGUUUUGAUUCAUGCAACAAUCAACAAAAUUAUUCUCCAGCCAACUAGAAAUGUGAUAUCUCACUGGAUGAAAUAAGAAUAUAUAGAGCUUUUCUAGUAUCUGACAACUAAGUUAUGGUUAAUGAUAAAACUUUAAUUUGAAACAGAGAGAAUGGAAAUUUGUUUCUGAAAUUAAUGAAAAUAUUCGAUUCAAGUAUAUCCGUUGGUACUUAUGCAAUACACUGAAGGACGAUUAAUGUAAUUUUACUGCUAUCAGAAUGAUAACAUAAUUAAAGAAGAAUCAAUUGUCGUGAUUUUGUAGAUUAUUAAGAAAAAAAAAA
Chelonus insularis is the source of this 3814-nucleotide messenger RNA. RefSeq names its product tau-tubulin kinase asator (gene Asator). Lineage: Eukaryota; Metazoa; Arthropoda; Insecta; Hymenoptera; Braconidae. The record is from RefSeq and is a predicted model, not a curated record. Bases 270 to 3473 code for a protein of 1067 amino acids. Gene Ontology annotation, biological process: peptidyl-serine phosphorylation; signal transduction. Gene Ontology annotation, cellular component: cytoplasm; nucleus. The transcript is spliced from 13 exons. Gene Ontology annotation, molecular function: ATP binding; protein serine/threonine kinase activity.